AGUCAUUCAUUCGGUUCCAUGCUGGAACGACGUACACCUGCUGCUCGUCUGCUCUGCUCUACUCGCUAGUGAUCGUAUAUCGUGCACAAAAACUGUGAUUGUAUUUGUGAGAUUCUGUGUUUAUAAGCAUUAUUAGUAAUUUUUUCCUGGUUUAAUCAUUUUUAAUGCCAACAAAAAAUAUUAUUUAUUAGUACUUCGAGCAGUUGGUAUUAAUUAUAUUGUGUACUUUAAUAUUUAAAGUGACAAUAAUAUUUUGUAUAAAACUCGAGUAAUAAUACAACUAUAUAAUAAUUUCUCGAUAAAACCAGUAAAUAAAUAAGCAUUGAACUGCCUAAACUAGUCUAACGUCUCUCACUCCAAGGAGAGGCAUUGUGUGGCUCAAAAUCUUGCAGCUUAAUCGUUCAUUUAAAACGAUACAAAUUUUAACAUAACAUCGUACUAUAUAUGUAUGUAUGAACUUGUGCAAUAAUAUUAAGAGAAAAUCGUGUAGCAAAAAGUAAUUGAAAUGUCAGCGGAGAAAAUCGAAGAAAUCCCAGUCGGCGAUGAACCCUUCUUGGGUACAUUGGACAUUGCCAUACUGGUGGCCUUAAUCGCAGGUGCCACAUGGUAUUUUAUGCGUAGUCGUAAGAAGGAGGAGGAACCCAUUCGCUCCUAUUCGAUACAACCUACAACUGUAAGCACCACCAUCUCAUCCGACAAUUCAUUUAUUAAAAAGCUGAAAGCUUCUGGUCGCAGUUUAGUCGUCUUUUAUGGCUCUCAAACGGGUACUGGUGAGGAAUUCGCCGGUCGUCUGGCAAAAGAAGGCUUACGGUAUCGCAUGAAGGGUAUGGUAGCAGAUCCGGAAGAAUGUGAUAUGGAAGAGCUUUUGCAAUUGAAAGACAUUCCUAAUUCUCUGGCUGUAUUCUGUUUAGCCACAUAUGGCGAAGGUGAUCCAACAGAUAAUGCAAUGGAAUUCUUUGAAUGGCUGUCAAAUGGCGAUGCUGAUUUGAAUGGAUUGAAUUAUGCGGUUUUCGGCCUUGGCAAUAAAACUUAUGAGCAUUAUAACAAAAUGGCAAUUUAUGUGGAUCAACGAUUGGAAGAGCUUGGUGCUACACGUGUCUUUGAGCUUGGUCUUGGCGAUGACGAUGCAAACAUUGAGGACGACUUUAUUACAUGGAAAGAUCGUUUUUGGCCUGCUGUUUGUGAUUUCUUCGGCAUUGAGGGAGGCGGAGAGGAAGUGCUUAUGCGCCAGUAUCGGUUACUGGAGCAACCAAAUGUACAGCCCGAUCGCAUCUACACCGGCGAAAUUGCACGCUUGCACUCUUUGCAAAAUCAACGACCUCCAUUUGACGCUAAAAAUCCAUUCCUAGCACCCAUUAUUGUUAAUCGUGAAUUACACAAAGGUGGCGACCGUUCAUGUAUGCAUAUCGAGCUGGAUAUUAAUGGCUCAAAAAUGCGUUACGAUGCGGGAGAUCACGUUGCCAUGUACCCUAUUAAUGAUACCGAAUUGGUCGAAAAAUUGGGAAAACUUUGCAAUGCUGAUCUCGAUACGGUAUUUUCGCUCAUUAAUACUGAUACGGAUAGCAGUAAAAAACACCCCUUUCCUUGUCCUACCACUUAUCGCACCGCUUUGAAACAUUAUUUGGAAAUUACUGCCAUACCAAGAACACAUAUUCUCAAAGAAUUGGCGGAGUAUUGUACUGACGAGGCCGAUAAAGAAUUCUUAAGAAGUAUGUCUUCAAUUUCACCCGAAGGCAAAGAAAAAUACCAGAGUUGGAUUCAAGAUGCUUGUAGAAAUAUUGUACAUAUCUUAGAAGAUAUCAAGUCCUGCAAACCGCCUAUAGAUCAUAUUUGCGAGCUAUUGCCUCGUCUGCAGCCGCGCUAUUAUUCUAUAUCAUCGUCUUCCAAAUUGCAUCCAAAUCAUGUGCAUGUAACAGCCGUUUUAGUGCAGUACAAAACACCCACUGGACGCAUAAAUAACGGCGUAGCCACCACAUACUUGAAAAAGAAACAGCCCGGCGGCGAAGAUGUUCGUGUACCGGUAUUUAUUCGUAAGUCACAAUUCAGGCUACCUACAAAACCAGAAAUACCUAUUAUCAUGGUUGGACCGGGCACUGGAUUGGCUCCAUUCCGUGGUUUCAUUCAAGAGCGUCAAUAUCUCCGCGAUGAAGGUAAAAAUGUGGGCGAUACCAUUUUAUAUUUCGGCUGUAGAAAGAGAAGUGAAGACUACAUUUAUGAAGAGGAAUUGGAGGAAUUUAUCAAGAAGGGCACGUUGACUAUGAAAGCAGCUUUCUCUCGUGAUCAAAAUGAAAAAGUCUAUGUUUCACAUUUAAUUGAAAAGGACGCCGACUUGAUUUGGAAUGUGAUAGGAGAGAGCAAAGGGCAUUUUUACAUUUGCGGUGAUGCGAAAAACAUGGCCGUCGAUGUCAGGAAUAUUUUAAUCAAGAUACUUGUGACGAAGGGUGGCAUGAGCGAAGCUGAUGCAGUGCAAUACCUUAAGAAAAUGGAAGCCCAGAAACGCUAUUCCGCCGAUGUUUGGAGCUAGAAAUUUUGACGAAAAACAUAAUAUCUGAUCAAGUCUUUAAUUCUUGUUAAGUAGAUAAAUUAGUGUUUUGGCUGUUAUGACGAAAAUGUGUGCAUCUUUAUAUGCAUGUGAAUGAAUACCAGAAUAGAUAAGUAAAGCAAAGUACAUCAACAAAAA
Bactrocera dorsalis (oriental fruit fly) is the source of this 2680-nucleotide messenger RNA. It is a transcript of the gene Cpr, whose product is annotated as NADPH--cytochrome P450 reductase. Gene Ontology annotation, biological process: response to hormone. Gene Ontology annotation, molecular function: FMN binding; flavin adenine dinucleotide binding; NADPH-hemoprotein reductase activity. The record is from RefSeq and is marked provisional. NCBI's taxonomy places the organism in Eukaryota, Metazoa, Arthropoda, Insecta, Diptera, Tephritidae. Gene Ontology annotation, cellular component: cytosol.